Trypanosoma brucei brucei TREU927 is the source of this 1395-nucleotide messenger RNA. Its product is annotated as adenosine transporter 2, putative. The transcript has a single exon. The record is from RefSeq and is a predicted model, not a curated record. Lineage: Eukaryota; Euglenozoa; Kinetoplastea; Trypanosomatida; Trypanosomatidae. Gene Ontology annotation, molecular function: nucleoside transmembrane transporter activity. Gene Ontology annotation, biological process: nucleoside transmembrane transport. Gene Ontology annotation, cellular component: plasma membrane. Bases 1 to 1395 code for a protein of 464 amino acids.
AUGGCAAUGCUUGGUUUCGAGUCGACAGCUGAAUUUUUUGUCUAUCUCACCUUCAUCUUUUUUGGGAUGUCGGUGAUGAAUGUGACGAAUGCCAUUUACUCCAAUUAUUAUUUUUUUUGGGAAUACUACAAGUUUGCGCAGGGUAAUGAACAUGCUGUUUCUGCAAAUCCAUCAUUCUGGAAGCACAUGUUCACGUAUUAUAAUGUUGUCGUGUUUACCAUGCAAGUGCUUUUGGAGGCCUUUAUGCUCACACCAUUGGGCCGACGCAUUCCUAUUAGUUGGCGUCUCUUUUUUGGACUCUCACUUCCCAUGGUUGAAAUCAUUGUAAUUUUGGUUAUUCCUGCUGUUGGAGGAACAAGUGAGGGCGGUGCGAUGGCAACUAUGAUGAUAGUUGCUUUUGUUUGUGGUAUUUCCAUGACACUCUGUGACUCCAGCAAUGCUGCACUUGCGGGACCGUUUCCAACUAAAUUCUAUGGUGCCACCGUGUGGGGUCUUGCUGUCUCUGGCCUCAUGACUUCAUUUUUGGCUAUUGUUAUCCAAGCAUCAAUGAAGGAUAACUUUGAAAGCAGACGAACUCAGUCCCAAAUAUACUUUGGAUUAGUCAUGUUUCUUCAGGUGGUUGCAUGCGUCCUUCUUGUCCUUCUGAGGAAAAACCCAUAUGCCAUUAAAUAUGCUGCAGAAUUUAGGUAUGCUGCGAGGAAGGAUGGAAAGACAGAUGAUGGCGAAGAUGAAAACGAUGCAAAGGGAACAGGACCAGCAGACGAAGAUGGGUAUCCUGAUGAAAAAGAGAAUAAGAAUGUAUUGAAUGCUGAUAUUGAUCCAGAUAAGAUGAAGGAUACGGAUCAGGUUGAAGGCACUACCAACGCUCAGCAAAUGCUUGAUGCGAGUGUUAUGGUUGUGGUGAAACGCAUUUGGCCCAUGUUACUAUCUUGCUUCUUUGUAUUCUUUGCGACACUUCUUGUAUUCCCUGAUGUAUUUGUUGCUGUUAAAGAAGGGUUCCCAACUCAUGGGGGAUGGUACUUUACAAUUGUUGUUGCCAUGUUCAACUUGGGUGAUUUCUUGUCUCGUCUUGUGCUGCAGUUCAAGCGGUUGCAUGUGUCUCCGCGUAUGGUCAUGAUUGGUUCAUUUGCACGUGCACUGCUGAUAAUUCCUCUUUCGCUUUGUGCUGCCGGAACCAUUCCUGGUGUGUGGCUUCCCUACACCGUUUCUCUCCUUUGGGGUCUCACAAAUGGUUACUUUGGUGGCCUUUCAAUGAUUUAUGGACCACGUACGGGAUCCCUCACCACAGCGGGUCAACGCUCUCUUGCUGCCAUUUGCAUUAAUGUGGCUCUUUUACUCGGUCUUUUUGCUGGUGCUAUGUUUGCAUUGGCUGUUAAAGAGGGACUUCCUGAAUAA